AUGGCCGAUCUCAGCGCAUGGGCAGCUCCUCGCCUCUCUCAGCUUCUUCCUCUCGAUGAGGAGUCGCUGUCACAGGUCAUCGAAUAUGCCGCUAGUCUCUCCAAGGAGGCUUGCGCCGACCACCUCAAAAACCUCCUCGGUGACUCCCCCGCCGCCCUCGAAUUUAUAAGCUCGUUCAAUACGCGCCGCGAUGCCCGGCAACCGCCUCAGAUGACAUCGACCCAAAGCAGAGAUGCGCCGCGAUCAUCGGGAGCUAAGAAGGGCAAAAAGAAGGCUCCGUUGCACAGCGCUGGUCCACCACGCCGCCCAGACAACUACGGCAACGUUGGAGGGGGCUACAUGAAGGCCGAGGAGGAGGAGUAUAUGUCCUCACGCAAGCCGACUACAAGCCUCGCACCCUCGCAGCCUACCUCCUCGCAAUCGUCGCGUGUACCCUCUCCCUUGCCCGCAUCAUCGCCAAAGCCACCGCCAUCAGCAAGCGGCCCUACAAUUUCGGAUAUGCUACCAAAUGUACGAUCAAAAACAAGCAAAUCAACUCGACAGGCUGGAUCUGGAUCAAAUAACAAGGGUGCGGCUCUGACGACGAAUAACAUCUCAGACCUUACUGCAGCUAUCGCCGCCUUGGAAGUAUCGACAAACCCGACACUGGAGGAACGACGCAAGUGCAACUGCUACGCCUCUCUUCACCCGCUAUUUGAUCCAGCUCCGAAUUGUAUGAACUGCGGGAAGAUCAUUUGCUCGCUCGAGGGUCUACAACCAUGCUCCUUCUGCGGCACACCGCUGCUCUCCGCAGAGGAAGUGCAAGACAUGAUCCGAGAACUACGUGCUGAGCGUGGACAAGAGAAGAUGCGAGUACACAAUGAAGGUGUUCACCACGAAGGAGGGCCUAAGCCUACAUCCGGGUCCGGGUCCCCCAGUAAACUCGAUGCCGCCAAGGCUCACCGGGACAAGCUACUUCAAUUCCAAGCCCAGAGUGCCCGUCGGACCAAGGUUGUCGACGAAACAGCUGAUUUUGAAACACCCAAUGUCGCCUCGACCUUGUGGAUGAGCCCCGUCCAACGCGCUCUGGCGCUUAAGAAACAGCAGCGCAUUCAACGCGAAAUGGAGGAGAAGGCUCGUCCCGAGUGGGAGAAAAAGAAAACAGUCAUGAGUCUGGAUAUCAAGGGUGGCAAGGUCCGUCGUGUAUAUCAUAAUGCUGCAGCAGAGUCAACGCCGGAGGCCAGUGAGCCCGAGCCCGCCGAAGAAGCUGCCACAGAGCUUCCACGAGGCGAACAUGCUUUCAGUCGGAACCCGCUUCUUGCAGCCGGUGGUCUUCUACGACCUGUCUGGAAGGCUCCGGAAGGGAAGACGCCCGAAGCAGCGGAACAGACUGAAAGAAAACAAACCUGGCGACGGGUACAGGAUGACAAUGACGACAAUGAACAGUGGAUUCUUGAUGGUGGAGUACACGGGCAUACCACCUACCACAACCCCCAACACCCGCCUAUAACCGAGCCAAAGAACAAUUAUCCGCUUGGGAAUGAGCAGGUCAUCAUUGGGGAUCCGCGUCCCCCCCAACUUGUUUCGUCGGAUCCGGCGUCAUCGACUACUCGGCUGGGCGCGGGUAUCUUCGGCGCCGAAGUAUAUAAGCUGAUUGAAUACGACCUUCGAGGUUUUGCCCAACAAAUCAACCACAAGAUGCUCGUUGAGACAUUACUGGACUGUUUGUCCUUGCAGAGGGUCUUGGGAGGGAUAGCUGGCGUCCUGGCCCUAGCGACUCUCGCCUACUCUCUGUACAACCUCUUUAUCCACCCUCUCCGCCGCAUCAACGGUCCACUACUGGCAUCCAUAACACCCUGGGUCCAACUUUACCACGGCCUCAAAGGCGACCGCCAUCUAUGGCUUCACGAUCUCCACCGACAAUACGGCACACACGUACGCGUUGCACCGAACUUUGUCUCCGUAAACUCAGACCGCGGAUUACACGAUAUCUACGGACACGGCAAGCGGCUACAGAAGGCAAAGUUCUACAAUGCCUUCCCGGCCAUCAAGGGCGUGUACAAUACCCAUAAUGCAAUUGACAAGACCAUGCACGGCCGUAAGAGACGAGUACUCAGCCAGGCGUUCUCGGAUAAUGCGCUCAAGGGAAUGGAGGAUGUGAUGCUUCUUCAUGUGCGUCAGCUUUGUUCAGUGCUUGCUGGCUACGAUGGGAAUUUCGAGACAUAUGACCAGAAGGGCAAUGUGAAGAAUAUGGGAAAUUGGUUCAGUUAUCUCUCGUACGAUGUCAUGGGCGAGCUCUGCUUCGGAAAGAGUUUCGAUAUGCUUGUCUCUGAUUCUCAGAGACACAAGGUUGGACUGGUGGAUCGCGCUGCGAACAGGCACUAUGUGUGUGGACUAUGGAUGCCUCUCGACACAUGGGGUCUGGACCAGAUCUUCAUCCGCAAGUUGACGCGCGACCGAUGGAACUUCAUCAUGAACUCGCGAGUUGAAGCCAACGAGCGGGCGAAAGAACGUACCCAGAUUGGUCAUGAUGCCAAAAAGGACUUCUUCUACUACCUGUUGAACGCGAAAGACCCAGAGACCGGCAAUGGUCUCACCACGCCUGAGCUAUGGGGAGAAUCCAACGUGCUUAUGAUUGCAGGAAGUGACACAACCUCAACCACACUGGCAGCCACACUCUUCUACCUCGUCCGACGACCAGAGGCACUAGCCAAGCUGACCGCCGAAGUGCGAGGCGCCUUCAACGAAGUCGAAGAGAUCAUCACCGGCAGCCGACUCAACGAGCUGGUAUACCUAAAAGCCUGCAUCGACGAAGCUCUUCGUCUCGCACCAGCCGUCCCAGGCGCAAUUCCCCGAGAGGUGAUGGAAGGCGGAGCGGUCGUCGACGGCGUCUUCCUGCCGGCCGGUACAGACUGUGGUACACCGACCUACUCCAUCCACCGACAGGAGAGAUACUACCGCGAAGCAGGGACGUACCUCCCCGAGCGCUGGAUCGAAGGCGCAACAUGCACGAGCGCCGGGUUAACCUGGCAGACGACCAAGGAAGGGAUUGAGACUGCUCGCCACGCGUUCUGUCCAUUUAGCAUUGGGCCUCGUGGGUGUAUCGGCAAGAGCAUGGCAUUUAUGGAGAUGAGGUUGACACUGGCGCGGCUCGUGUUCCUCUUUGACAUGUCAUUGGCUGAUCGCGAGGGCGAAGUUGAUGGGCAUUUGGCAUUGACGGAUCACUUCACCAGUGCGAAGAAUGGACCUAAUGUAGUUUUCCGACGCAAGUAA
This is a messenger RNA of Penicillium arizonense, 3252 nucleotides long. RefSeq lists its product as uncharacterized. The transcript is spliced from 4 exons. The record is from RefSeq and is a predicted model, not a curated record. Gene Ontology annotation, cellular component: nucleus. NCBI's taxonomy places the organism in Eukaryota, Fungi, Ascomycota, Eurotiomycetes, Eurotiales, Aspergillaceae. Gene Ontology annotation, molecular function: zinc ion binding; iron ion binding; monooxygenase activity. Gene Ontology annotation, biological process: regulation of DNA-templated transcription. The coding region runs from base 1 to 3252 and encodes 1083 amino acids.